Molecule: messenger RNA, 1003 nt
Organism: Salvia hispanica
Lineage: Eukaryota; Viridiplantae; Streptophyta; Magnoliopsida; Lamiales; Lamiaceae
Biological process (GO): protein ubiquitination
Cellular component (GO): cytoplasm
Molecular function (GO): ubiquitin protein ligase activity
Source: RefSeq, a predicted model, not a curated record
UAGGAAAAAUUGCAGUGUCACCGCGACUUCCUCGAGUAGAUGGAUAUGGACGUCGCCGCCCUCUCCGCGAAUCCCCCGCGCUGCCCCUUGGAAAUGGACCACACCUCCUCCGCCGCGUUUACCCCCUCCGGCGACAAUUUCCUCCUCAGCAGCCCUUACCUCCACCGCCUCAUCAACCACUUCGCCACUACCGCCGACGCCGGGAAUCCGGCCCCUCGGUCCUCCAUAGAAUCCCUGGAAGAAUUCACCAUCACCACCGACAGCGACGCCUCGAUGCUCUGCCCAGUGUGCAAAGACCCUUUCGCUGUGGACUCCGUCGCCAAAGUGAUGCCUUGCAAACACACUUAUCAUUCGGAUUGCAUCGUUCCGUGGCUCGAGAUUAAUAAUUCCUGCCCCGUGUGCCGCCACAAGCUGCCGGUGGCGGUGAAUGAGGGGGAGGGGUAUUGGGGAUCGGUCAGGCUUGAGGAAUUGGAGGUGGAUUUGUAUGGAUUUAGGCAUAUUGAGAGGUUGCAUCGGUGGAAUGAUGAGAGUUAUAUUGCGAGUGGAAGUAUAUUUCCUCCUAGCCAGAUUGGGGAAUUAGAGAGAGGAAACAAUUUGGAGGCUAUGUCGAGCUGGCCGAGGUGGCAGGCGGAGGAGAUACGGCGAGGAACUGACGAGACCGAUCAUGCAUUUGCUCAAAGUUGGGAUCUUGGUGAGGAUUUCUAAUUGGAUUUUGUACUGUUUCGGCAGAAAUAAGAGUGGGCAAGUGAGACUGAUGACUAAAACAGAAGAAAUACAAAAUCAUGAGGGAUAUUUGCCAGAAGUAUCACAUGGAUGUAUCAAUAUGCAGCAUGCAUAACACAAGAUGAGCAGAACCAAGAAGCUAAUAUAAAUCCAUGAGAAACAAGUACAUUUGAUAGUCCUACGACAGAAUUUAAUGAGUUUUUAACUCAUCCUCUGAUAUGUAGAAUCAUUGUCGCGAUGUCUUACAUGCAUACUCAGCAAUUUUCUUGAGUUUAAACCA